AUGUCUCAUCAGCCUGGAAUAGCUGAGACUGCCGACUCCAUAUCGAAGUCUCUCCAGUCACUGUCUCUCCAACCCGACAUAGCUGAUAUAGCCAACCCUGUCGGGAGACCGCACACCUUCGGCCCGGUUCAGCGGGUGGAUGUUGAUGGUCAGCAACAUGCCUAUAACACAUUGCGCCGGAAAAAGCAUACCCAACAGGACAUGACGAACUUCAUGAAUAAAGAGGUUGUGCGGUUCUUUGCGAAAUUUGGGUGGGAGAACCCGGAACGCGAUGUGCCACCAGGCGGCGCAGAGCCGGAUCAGGCGACAAUAAGUGCCUACGAUGCGUCGGCGAAGGAGGCCAGACGAGCCGUGGGUCGAGGGGUUGCGAGCGAAGAGCACAAGAGACGAGAUAAACUAGUCCAACAUGUUCGUACGAUAAUGCUCGCUCGAUUCCAGACAAACUUCCCCGACUCUAAGAGACGGGCUACUACCGGGAAGAAACAAGGCGCCGACAUCACGAAGCUGCUUCUGAAGUACUGGGAAAGACCGUCGAUGAAGCAGCUCUACAAAGUGUGGGCCAGCUCGAAGCCGCGUCCGGACCUCGAUGCGGAGAUCGAUCGUAUGUUGGCUACAGUGAGAGAGCAAAAGGGAGAUCCCGAGUACAAGCGGAUUGGAUUGUGGAACACAGUGGCAGCCGAUUGGUAUAGAUCUGCCAGCGAGAAAGAGAAGGAGGAGACGAUGGAGAAGGCGAAGGACGUAUUGGCCGAGGAAACGAAGAAGUGGAAGGAAGAUCUCGCGGGGCCUAAGAGUCUAGAAGACGCCGUAAAGUUCAUGUCGGCGUCGAAAGACUUCUUGGAGGACCUCAUGGAAUUCUUUGCUGAGCAUUGCGGGGGUAUGGCAGUCAUGAUUCUGGCUGGCGCGGGAAAAGUCAUGGUAUCUGAGGGUGUAUGCGACAUAUCGGGCAAGCCCAAGGUCAAGUAUAGCGAAAUUCGUGAUGAAGAGGUAGUAUUGCAUGCGGUGUCCGAACGCAUACAUGCCCAAGCCUGUCUGGUCACCGAGACAAAGUGGGGUGUGCGCCUCUCGGACUACAGUGAUGAGCGCGCGCAAAAUGAGCGAGAUACGCGCGAGGGCGCUGGAGCGACGCAUAGCCCAGAAGCUCCUACCGUUUCGCCGAUAAUGUCUGAUGACACUGCGACAGCAGUCGCCCAAGCUUCAACGCGACGUGAGGCCAAUAGGGCCGAUGUUGACCAGUCGUCGAAGGAGACUAUCGUCUCUCGUCAACCAGCGUUAGACAUCUCUCCGUUGCCAGAGCUGCCUGUCGGGGGCGUUGUUCCCCUAGAGACGAACGCGGGCCAGAAGGAGAGUGACUUGGAUGACGAUCAAGCGAAUGCUGCAGAAGUUGAGCAGUUGGAGGAUACUUAUCAGCAUGAGGCGCCGGCCAUGGAUGUAUGGGGUGACGGCGAGUUGAAUCACCGAGGUUCUCGUGCAGAGGAGUUGUUGCCCCAGAAGAAGCCCAGGCCCAAGCCCCGUCCGACGGCCCGAAAACAGAAGUCUACAAAGGGAACAAUACCUGAUGCCUCCUGUUUUGACGACGCCGGUGCUGCCAUCAACUCUGACCAUUCCAUCAGGACCAAGUGCGCAGGAGAAGUUGCGAGAGACAAUCUGCCCGCCCCGCCUUCCUUGCCGCCCCACCUUUCGUCGUUGCGUUCAGACCAGUUGCACACCACAAGAGGCAAUGAAGAUGUUCUGUCGAGGUCCGACCGCCAUGGUGACAGCGGUCUAGAUAGUGGAGACGGCGUUGGUGAUAUCAUGCACAUCAAAGUCUUCGACGAGGAUUAUGAACCCUGCAGCCAAUCGGCCUCUGCUACCAAUCAGAGACUUGACCUACCAGUUGUGCUAAGCCAUUUGGUGAAUAACCUAGUCCGCGACCAGUCUGAGGAGACUUCCCAUUUUGGGUCGAAAGGUCGGUCUGCGACGUGGUCGAAGUACGUGCUGGGAAUCCCCGAACGCUACGAAUCCAUGGGAUGGUCAGUGUCUCGUGCUGUCCUUCAAAAUGUCCUCGAAAAAUACCUGGAAUUUGAGCUAGCGAAGCCUGCCCCGGCGUCUGCGUCUUGUCAUGGCUGGUCAGCGUUCGAAUUGCAAGGCGAGCGAGCCGACGUCAGACCGGUCUAUCUGAGUAAACUACAAGGCCCGCAUUACACGGCCGCUUGGCCGGAUUUAGGAAGGCGGAGUAGUUCGGCGCAUGAUGCGAAGCUCGCUGAUUGGAAUAUCGGGGCUGCCUUGUGUGAGCAAUGGCGUCUCUUACAGCCAGCAGCGCGCAUGAAAGGAGGGUUCGUUAGUGCUGUGCCCAGUGCGAAGAUGGACUGGGGAGCAGCGCUUCUCGGCGGGAAAAGAGGGGCACGCGUGCUCAUACUAGGGCUGAUGAUUUGGGCAGACAAGCUAAAGGACAUACAGGACGGCACGACGAAACACGACUGGGAGACGUUGGCUGCGGAUAUGGCGCUCGUAUUUGACGUGAGAAAGCAGCAACUUCGAGCUUUGGCGGAGGCCGCAAUGUCGACGGCAUCUUCCGCCAUACCUCCAGCAAGAGCCGGACGUGAUACCGCUAGCCUCAAGGUCGCAAGUGGAGAGGUGCGAGAAAUCGGCGGAAGGCCGAAAAGGACCGUGGGUGGACGAGCAGACCUCAGGUUUGCGGAGAGGUACGACGCGCUGGUGGAGCAGCAGAAAAGGAGCAAAAAGUAG
Peniophora sp. CBMAI 1063 is the source of this 2724-nucleotide messenger RNA. Lineage: Eukaryota; Fungi; Basidiomycota; Agaricomycetes; Russulales; Peniophoraceae. The record is from the annotation of a GenBank genome assembly.